Candidula unifasciata is the source of this 1539-nucleotide messenger RNA. The record is from the annotation of a GenBank genome assembly. NCBI's taxonomy places the organism in Eukaryota, Metazoa, Mollusca, Gastropoda, Stylommatophora, Geomitridae.
AUGGAGUCGCUAACGAUCAGCAGAACUGUCCCAGUUCUGACAAAUAUAUUUGUUUUUAUUCUAUUAUCGGGUUCUUCAGUUGCAGCAAAACAGUCCAAUAUUGUGUUUAUCCUCACAGAUGAUCAAGAUGUAGCUCUCUUUGGCCAGUAUCCAAUGCCGAAGGCUAAACAGCUUAUUGCAGAUCAAGGGAUGACAUUCAUGAACAUGUUUGUGACCAGUCCUUUGUGCUGUCCUAGCCGUUCAAGCAUUCUGACUGGCCAGUACCUCCACAACCAUCUCGUCACUAACAACAGUGUUACUGGCAAUUGUAGUAGUGUGACUUGGCAGAAAACAUCAGAGUUGAAUACAUUUCCAACUUAUUUGCAAGCCAAUGGAUACAGCACAUUCUUUGCUGGCAAAUACUUGAAUGAGUAUGGAUUUCAUCAGAAUGGAGGUGUAAGACAUAUCCCUCCUGGAUGGGAUGUUUGGAAUGGGCUGGUUGGCAACUCUGUGUACUACAACUACUCCCUGUCAGCAAAUGGUGUUGAGGAGAAGCAUGGGCAGAAUUAUUCCCAAGACUACUUGACCGAUGUUAUUCACCGAAAGGCAGUAAAUUAUCUGCAGAAGCAAGUAAAUGCCACAAGACCCUUCUUCAUGAUGCUCUCAACUCCCGCUUGCCAUGCACCAUUUACCCCAGCUCCACAAUAUGAGAAGAACUUCACCAACCAACAAGCACCCAGAACAAAGCACUUCAACAUCCAUGGAAAGGACAAGCACUGGUUGGUAGAUCAAGCUGUCACUCCAAUGCCACAAGAUACCAUCAACAUGAUAGAUGAUGAUUUUAGAAACAGAUGGCGGACACUCCUGUCAGUGGAUGACAUGGUCGAUGAUGUGGUCAAUACACUGAAGGCCACUGGGCAGCUUGACAACACUUAUAUUUUCUAUUCCUCGGACAAUGGCUAUCAUUUAGGUCAGUUUUCAUUACCUUUUGAUAAAAGGCAGCUGUAUGAUUUUGAUAUCAGGGUACCGCUGUACGUAAGGGGACCAGGUAUCAAACCCAACUCCACUAAUGAGGAGAGUGUCAUGAGCAUAGAUCUGGCCCCCACAUUUUUGGAUCUGGCGGGCCUGCACGCACCUGCUUCUUUCGAUGGCUUGAGCUUGACACCCAUCUUCACCAACCAGGCACAUUCCUUCCGGGAUAAAGUGCUGGUGGAGUAUCACGGAGAGCAUCUGAAUGUCAUCCCAGGCUGUCCUCAGUAUUUGAACCAAGGGAUGGCCAACUGUGGUAAGCACUGUGUUUGCGAGGAUGCCUGGAAUAACACGUUUGCCUGUAUUCGCACCCAGACAGCCCAGGAGAGCUACAAAUACUGUGCCUUGCAAGAUAAUGAUAACUUUGUGGAGGUGUAUGACUUGAAGAAUGACCCAUAUGAGCUGGUGAAUAUUGCCAAGAUUGCCUCGCCAGAUAUUCUUACCCAGCUAAGCCAAGAAUUGGCUGACCUCUCACUGUGUGCGGGUGCAAACUGCCAUACUACUCCAUCAUUUAAAGUGGUUGGAAAGUGA